Messenger RNA from Cryptomeria japonica (Japanese cedar), 2988 nucleotides. RefSeq names its product probable disease resistance protein At4g33300. Bases 1102 to 2481 code for a protein of 459 amino acids. The transcript has 5 exons. Gene Ontology annotation, biological process: defense response to fungus. Gene Ontology annotation, molecular function: ADP binding. NCBI's taxonomy places the organism in Eukaryota, Viridiplantae, Streptophyta, Pinopsida, Cupressales, Cupressaceae. The record is from RefSeq and is a predicted model, not a curated record.
AAGUACAUAUUAUGAAUAUAACUAGGUGGAAGUACAGCUGAGCACACUCAUCUUACUCUUCUCUCUUUGAACACUUCUUGAGUUAUUCCAAUGAAGUGCAAGUUCUGGUUAUUAACUUCUUCUCCAAUCUAAGAUUCUUAUGACUUCCUUUGCGGGUCGUCUCUCAAAGACAUUGAAUUAUUCCAAUGGCAAGCGCGAAGUUGUGCAUAACUUCCGAGUCUCUGCCUUUGAGAUGGUUGAAACGAAUUGACAUUUCCCUGCAAUUACCCCUGUUUCAUUCUGCUAUUUAUCAUAUCACCUACUGUGGGUAAGAAAGCAGUUUCACAAUGGAGGAUACUGGUCUUGAAGUUUGGCUUGAAAGGGAGUGUGUUCAUUUAUAAGGGUUUGCGCGGUUCUGAUUGUAAGAGACUCUAACAAUUUGUGAAUAGGUUGUUGCCGAUCAUCAGAGAGAUAUGUGAAUCGAGUUCGGAAUCGUCAUCGAAUUUAUCACUGCGAAAGUUCCAAGAAUUCCGCGACAAUCUUGACGAGGUGAAUAAGCUGGUAGUAGACCACAAAACAAGACGCAAUCCCGUUUGGAAAAUCUAGAUCAACGAACGAGUUAAGAAGCUGGAGAAGUCUAUUAACGAAUUCAUUCAAAAUGACUUCCAGGGCAGGAUCAUCUCUCCACCCAACUGGGAAUUGUGCGUGCCCUUCAAGAUGAUAUGCUCAAUGCGCAAGUUCAUCUCUUCGCCCAACUGGAAAUUGUGAGUGAUGAAAUGGGAACUGUGCGUGAUCGGGUGGAAGUUGUGCAUAAAGCAGUUGUAACCCUGCGUGAAGCGGUGGAAACCGCGGCGCAAAGUAUGGGCAAAGCGGUGGAAACCGGGGCGCAAAGUAUGGGCAAAGCGGUGGAAAAUGGGGCACAAACCCUGGUGGAAACUGUGCAUCAAGAAUUAGAGAAUUUCAUGACCAAAUUUGAGGAGCAACAAAUUCAGAGAUCACGGCAGGAUGAAAACCUCUGCAUAACCCUUGAUUUCUGCAGCCCCCCUGAUACACCAAGCGGGUUCCUGGAUUUCGAUAAACACAUAAUGGAAUUGAAGAAGAUUUUGUUGGAGGAUGGAGUGAAUGUGGUUGGAUUUUACAGCCAUGGUUGGUGCUGGAAAAUCCACACUUGCAGCGGCCGUCUGUAAGGACAAUGAAAUCAGAGAGUACUUUCAGGAGAGAGUAAUAUACAUCGAGGUUUCGGAAAGCCCAGAUCUCCUAACUAUAUUGAAGACCAUGUGGAAAAAUAUUCUUGAUGGGACGGCACCUGAUUUUACAAAUGUUCCAAAGGCACAUAAAGAAUUGCAAUCGCAAAUAAAGUCAAGAAAUCAACCAAUUUUGGUGGUAUUGGAUGACUUGUGGUCGACGCUCCACCUGCAAAACCUGCUAUUUGAAGAGACUCAAUAUAAGACUCUAGUAACCACCAGAGAUAGAGAAGUCAUCACAAAAGGGCCGAACACACGCAUUUAUGAGCUACCGUUGUUACAACAGGAGCAUGCUCUGUCACUUUUCUGCCACUAUGCCUUUGACAAACCUUCCAUUCCAAUUGGUCGUGAUAAAGAACUGGUCGAAAAUGUGCAACAACAGUGUAAUGGUCUGCCACUAGCUCUUAAAGUAAUCGGUAGCUCUCUCUAUGGUAAAUCUGACUGUGAUUGGGAACAAGCUGAGAAAAGGCUUUCAGCCGGAGGACCUUUUAACGAUGAUCACAAACAGAGCCUUCUUAAUAAAUUGAAAACAAGCAUUGUUGUGUUGGACGACCAUGAAAGAGAGUGCUUCUUGGACCUGGGUGCAUUCCCACAAAGAAAAAUGAUUCCUGCAAAGGCAUUGCUAGACAUCUGGGUUUAUGUUCGUGAAAUGAAGUCGGCCCAAGCCAAGAUGCUUUUAGGGAAGUUUGCAGAUCGCCAUCUAUUGGAAUUGAAGAAGAAUACCGGGACCUCAGAGACUACAGAUGACAGCAUGGAUGGAUAUUCUGUUUCCCAACAUGAUGUAAUGAGAGAUUUGGCCCUGUUUUUGGUGAAUCAGGACAUUAGUAUUCAUCGUAGGAGACUAUAUAUGCCUAAAAUGAAAAAUCAGUUGCCCUCAGAGUUGGACGAUUUUUCAUCUAAAGCCCAUAUUGUUUCCAUUCACACGGGGGCAAUGGAGGACUCACAAUGGCCCAAAAUGGAGUUCCCUAAGGCGAAAGCUUUGGUUUUAUGUUUCACUGCAAGUGAAUAUUGCAUUCCAACAUUUUUGCACACAAUGAAAAAUCUCAGGGUUCUGAUAAUCCAUAAUACUGAUGGAGCAAAACGAAGCAAGCUCAGCGGAGUGGCUGGUUUUGAACAACUUUCUCAACUUAAAUCUCUGCAUCUUGAAAGGCUGAUAGUUCCCGAGGAAUGUAAGGUCUCGAAGAGUUUGGAGAAAAUAUAUAUGAGUCUAUGUGAGGGCCUUGAUAGGGAUAAAACGUUCGACUUUCCUGGGCUUUAGGAAUUUAAUGUGAGCUACUGCAUUGAUCUUGAAGAGUUGCCAGCAGGACUCUGUUCUUCAGUUUCCCUGAAAAAGUUGUCAGUUACUAAUUGCCAUCGCCUUGCAAAGUUACCUGAUGAGAUGGGUAGGCUUGAAUCACUUAAGCAAAUAAGAUUGUUUGAAUCACCAGGCUUGAAAGCACUGCCAUCCUCCAUCUGCAAUCUUAAAAAGCUAAAAUUCCUUGACAUCUCAUCAUGCAUAAAUUUGAAGGUGAACAGGUGGGAACGCUGUGAAUUGAAGGAAACUCUUCAAACAGUAGUGGAACUACCAUCCCUUAAACGCGUGAUUUGUGAUGAGAAUAAUGAGAAGCUGUUCAAAAGGAUGUCCAGGACUGACCUUAAAGUUCACGCUGUUGUGGAGCAAGAACCUAAUUUGGGUUGGCUGGAUUUCGAAUGGACAAAAUCAGAGUUUUGAUGUGUUGUACAUAAUUUAUGGGAUAAUAGAAUUUACUCUUUAAGUUUUCUGAUU